This is a messenger RNA of Plasmodium coatneyi, 1165 nucleotides long. RefSeq names its product RNA binding protein. The transcript is spliced from 7 exons. The record is from RefSeq and is a predicted model, not a curated record. Gene Ontology annotation, cellular component: spliceosomal complex. Lineage: Eukaryota; Apicomplexa; Aconoidasida; Haemosporida; Plasmodiidae. The coding region runs from base 1 to 930 and encodes 309 amino acids. Gene Ontology annotation, molecular function: RNA binding. Gene Ontology annotation, biological process: positive regulation of mRNA splicing, via spliceosome.
AUGAGUUAUAAAGAUGAUAGAGAGGACUCUGAAGGGCGCGAUCAUGAACGUGAUCGAGAGCGGGACCAUGAUAGGGACUACAGCCGGGAACGUGACCGUGAUUAUAGCCGAGAUCGUGACCGUGAAUAUAGCCGGGAUCGAGACCGUGACUAUAGCCGGGAUCGUGAUCGGGACCGCGGCAGGGACCAUAGUCGAGAUCGGGACAACGACAGGGAUCACAAGAACGAUGGAACAACCCUGUAUGUGUCAAACUUAAGCUCAAAAAUAACGACGUCCAAACUGCAAGACAUAUUUGAAGAGUACGGGACUAUAGAAAAGUGUUACGUAAUCAGUAACCCGAUCACCAGAGAAUCCCGCAACUUUGGAUUUGUCACGUUCAACAAUCCCGAUGACGCGAAUAACGCCAUGAUCAAGGCCAACAAAAUGGACAUUGAAGGACGUAUUAUUAACGUAGAAAUAGCCAAGCGAAACGAGCCGCACGAUCCAACCCCGGGAGAGUACAAGGGAAUUCAAAAUAUGAUGAAAAGAAACGGAAUGAGGUACGAUUUUUACGGCAGAAGGUACGACAGACCAUUUGACAGAAGGAGAUACGACUCAAGAAGGCCGUACCCAUACUACCGAGACCACGGCCAAAGUUUCGGCUACCAUCGCAACAGCUCCUACAGACACUACGACAGAUAUGGAAGGAAUGCAUACGAUGACCAUAGACAUUACGAUCGAAGAUCCAUAGACGAUAAGUACAACAGGAGGGAUGAUUAUUACAAAAGAGACAACAGGCACAGUGGUGACGAAAGGGAUUACUCCAGGGAUGACAGUAGAAGAAAGAAACGAUAUGAACGAAGUAGAAGAUCAUCCAGUAAUUCGAAUAACGAGAGGAGACACUACAGGAAUAAUUCUCCAAUCGAAAGAAGCCCGCACCAUAGAAGGUAGUGAAAUCACAGCAGAAACAAAUUGUGGACCGUAUGCCAAAAUAUUUGUACACUAAAAGCAAACAUCCAGAUUAUGUUUCCCGAAAUAAGAGAGAUGGUUUCAUAUGUCUGUAUAUUUUUUAAUCCCAUGACAAUUUUUUCUUUUUUUCCAAAACGAAUAAAUCGAUAUGUUUGAAUUGAAUGUUCAUAAAAAUUCAAAUUUUUAAAUUUUUAAAUUUAAGUACGCACAAACACAC